Messenger RNA from Ochotona curzoniae (black-lipped pika), 807 nucleotides. RefSeq names its product quinolinate phosphoribosyltransferase (gene QPRT). Gene Ontology annotation, biological process: NAD+ biosynthetic process; quinolinate catabolic process. Gene Ontology annotation, cellular component: cytoplasm. Gene Ontology annotation, molecular function: nicotinate-nucleotide diphosphorylase (carboxylating) activity. Lineage: Eukaryota; Metazoa; Chordata; Mammalia; Lagomorpha; Ochotonidae. The record is from RefSeq and is a predicted model, not a curated record.
AUGACCUUCUUUGGAGUCCUGGGGCCAGUGGCCAGCCUGAGGCCCGCUUCUGUCUUUUGUCCCCUGCCACUGCUGCUGCCCGCUCCGACACUGGCAGUGUUGGCCAGCAGCGGGCUGUGGGAAGAUUGCCCGGGCCUCCACUUCUCAGCCCUGGCCUCUGGGGCAUCGCCUGUACUGGCUGCGCUCUGGGCCAAGUCCCCUGGCAUCCUGGCUGGGCAGCUGUUCUUUGAGGCCGUCUUCACUCAGCUUGGCUGCCAGGUCUACUGGUUCCUUCCUGAGGGGUCGGAGCUGGUGCCUGUGACCAAGGUGGCUGAGGUCCGGGGCCCUGCGCACUGCCUGCUGCUGGGAGAACGGGUGGCCCUCAAUGCAGCCUGCUGCAGCGGCAUUGCCAGUGCAGCUGCCACUGCAGUGCGAGUCACCAGGGCCACCAGCUGGACGGGCCAUGUGGUUGGCACGAGGAAGACAACGCCGGGCUUCCGGAUGGUGGAGAAGUACGGGCUGCUGGUGGGCGGGGUGGCCUCCCACCGCUAUGACCUGGGAGGGCUGGUGAUGGUGAAGGACAACCACAUUGUGGCGGCCAGGGACGUGCAGAAGACAGUGCGGGGGGCAUGGCAGGGGACAGACUUUGCCCUGAAGGUCGAGGUGGAGUGCAGCAGCCUGCGGGAGGCCUUGGAUGCUGCCCAGGCAGGAGCCGCCGUGGAUGUCAUCUCCCUGGGGGUGCUCACCCAGGCGGCCCCACCCUUGGACUUCUCCCUCAAGCUAUUUGCUGAGGGGACUGCUCCUGGGCCCCAAGCCCGCUGGUCCUGA